GGGACGGAGCGGUCCCGGGGACCUGCACCCGGGGCAGGACCCCAGCAAAGGACCGAGGCCACCAGCUGGGGGACGCGGCCCGGGGCAGCGGGACAGAGCCCUGCAUCUAGGUAUAGGUGUCUGCCCCUUUCCCCUCACCCCUUGCCUUGCCUCUAGGGAAGCGGAAGGUCCACUACCUGUUCGAGGAUGGGAAGGAGAUGGCCGAAGAGUACGACAUGAAGAGUGGUCAGUUAGUGAGUAGAAAAUGGCGAGAGAAGAACACCCUUGGGGGCUCUGGGAAGUGGCAGGUUGAAGUGGGAGAGCCAACCUCGCCGCUGCUGGGAGCACUGGAAUCAGAGCUCAUAAAGGAAAGCAGCUCCAAUCCUGUCUUCAUGAGGAAGGAUACCCUGAGCAGCUUCCAGUGGCGGAUCCGUAACCUGCCCUACCCCAAGGAAGUCUACAGCGUCUCUGUGGAGAAGGAGCAGCGGUGCUGUGUCAUCCGGACCACCAACAAGAAGUACUACAAGAAGUUCUCUAUUCCUGACCUGGACCGAUACCAGCUCCCCUUGGAUGCAGCUGCCCUGAGCUUCACCCAUGCCAACAACACCCUGAUAAUCACGUACCAGAAGCCGAAGGAGAUCCUGGCUGCAGAAGAGCAGCUGCAGAAGGAGCUGAAGAAGAUAAAGGCAGCUAACAAUGAGGAGGGCGACUGUAAGACCCAGUAGGCAGUGGCUGCUCAGAAGCUGAGGUGGGGGGUGGCUCUCUGUCACAGCUUCCUGGUAUUUAUUUUGCCUUUUCUAAUAAAAGUUAGUCCUGUUGUUAA
Messenger RNA from Athene cunicularia (burrowing owl), 802 nucleotides. It is a transcript of the gene DPCD, whose product is annotated as deleted in primary ciliary dyskinesia homolog (mouse). Lineage: Eukaryota; Metazoa; Chordata; Aves; Strigiformes; Strigidae. The record is from RefSeq and is a predicted model, not a curated record. The transcript has 5 exons. The coding region runs from base 198 to 704 and encodes 168 amino acids.